Quercus robur (English oak) is the source of this 768-nucleotide messenger RNA. Its product is annotated as B3 domain-containing protein At2g33720-like. Gene Ontology annotation, molecular function: DNA binding. The coding region runs from base 1 to 768 and encodes 255 amino acids. The transcript has a single exon. The record is from RefSeq and is a predicted model, not a curated record. NCBI's taxonomy places the organism in Eukaryota, Viridiplantae, Streptophyta, Magnoliopsida, Fagales, Fagaceae.
AUGAUACCCAUCACUCAGAAUCUGCUGCAAACUCUGGAAAACCAGAACACUCAGAAUUCCACCGACUUAACGCUUUCUUCUGAGCUUCACACCGAACUCAACGCCAACAAGUGCAACGAAGAAGAAGAAGCCAUGAUACCUGACGACGACGGCACUCAGAAUCUGCUACAAACUCUCGAAAACCAAAACACCCAAACGCUCUCUUGUGAGUUUCGCACCAAACGAGAACAAAAAGAGGUUUCGACGGCACUGACGCUGUUUGAUAAAUCAUGGGUUUCUUCCAAUAAUAAGAGGAAAAGCACGCAAAAAGACGAAUACGCUACUGCUACUGCUACUUCCGUUUCUCACAAUUCCAUGGUGGCCUCCAACGCACAAGAAGAGGAGGGUACGUCGUCCAUGAUGACGCUGAGCGCUGUUUCUCCCUGGAAAAUCACGAAGACGCUCACGAAGAGUGAUAUUGGUAGUUCCAGCCGGCUCUUGCUGCAUCAAAGUCUUGUCCACACCCAUAUUAUGGCAUUCUUUAGUGCAGACUCGGUUAGGAAGAUCGAGAGUAACGGAUUGAGUGUAACAGUUUUCGAUCAAGAUUCAAAGUCCGAUUACGAGUUGGUUUUCAAGAAGUGGCCUUCAUCUAAGAGCUAUGUUUUCAAUGGAAAGUGGCACGAGGAUUUUGUGGCUAGGAGGAAAUUGAAGGUAGGAGAUAUCAUUGGGCUUUACUGGGAUCCAUGCCAUUCGAAGUUCAAUUUUUGUGUUCUGCAAACUGCACAUUAA